CUCUCUUUGUCGUGCUGUGCACAGAGAAGAGAGAGAAAAAAAAAAGAGAAAGACAACGAAGAAAAGAACCUCUUCUUCCCCAGAACGGAGUUUGGUUUCUCAAACUCCUCCCAUUUAUCGACCCAUUUCCAUCCCCAUCUUCCUUCUGCUCUUCUCUUUCUAUCCUUCUUUUAUUUUCUUGUUCUAAUUUUCCGAGAAAGUAAAGGAAGAAAAAAAAGAGAGAGAAUUUGGGGAAGGAAAUUGAGAAAAAGGGGGUAAUUACCAUACCCAGGUAAUUAAUUUGGUGAAAUUUACGAUUUUGAUAAAGUGGGUAUUUUUCUUUGAGCGGUGGGAGAAGAAAGGGUUUGGUGUGUUGAUGGAGUUGGAUAACAUUGAGUGUGUGUCAUCUUCUGAUGGCAUGGAUGAAGAUGAGAUCCAUCAACAUCAUCACUCUGAGUUUUCUUCAACAAAGCAUAGAAAUGGAGCCAACAAUAAUAAUAAUAUUUUGGGUCCCACCGCUAUUGCUCCUGCAACAAGCGUUCAUGAAUUGCUGGAAUGUCCUGUUUGUACUAAUUCAAUGUACCCUCCAAUUCAUCAGUGUCACAAUGGCCACACACUAUGUUCCACAUGCAAAACACGGGUGCAUAACCGAUGUCCCACUUGUAGACAAGAGCUUGGAGAUAUUAGGUGUCUGGCACUAGAAAAGGUGGCUGAAUCACUUGAAUUACCGUGCAAGUACUACUCCCUUGGAUGUCCAGAAAUCUUUCCAUACUACAGCAAGCUUAAGCAUGAAACAGUAUGUAAUUUUAGACCUUAUAGUUGUCCUUAUGCUGGAUCAGAGUGUUCCGUUGUUGGAGAUAUUUCCUUCCUCGUCACUCAUUUGCGGGAUGAUCAUAAGGUGGACAUGCACACGGGAUGCACAUUUAACCAUCGUUAUGUGAAGUCAAAUCCCCGCGAAGUAGAGAAUGCAACAUGGAUGCUCACAGUAUUUCAUUGUUUUGGCCAAUAUUUUUGCCUUCAUUUCGAAGCCUUUCAGCUUGGAAUGGCCCCUGUUUACAUGGCAUUCCUUCGUUUUAUGGGCGACGAAAACGAAGCUCGGAACUACAGCUAUAGCCUGGAAGUUGGGGGAAAUGGCAGGAAACUAAUUUGGGAGGGUACACCACGAAGUGUUCGGGAUAGCCACCGUAAAGUCAGAGAUAGCCAUGAUGGUCUCAUCAUUCAAAGAAAUAUGGCCCUAUUUUUCUCUGGUGGGGAUAGGAAGGAGCUGAAACUCAGAGUCACAGGAAGAAUAUGGAAGGAACAACAGAAUCCAGAUGCUGGAGUGUGCAUACCUAAUCUUUGUAGCUGACAUGUUAUUUGAGGAGCAUUUUUUAUUGUUUGUGUUUGGUGCACUCUUCUAAGGUUUAAUUUCACCAACUUUGUGCUUGUUGAAUAGAUUAAAGGCACUGAAGUGCCAUUGUAUUUUUCAGUUUUCUUGAGCUGUGUAAUAAACAAGAUUUUUUUCUUCUUUCAGAAUUUUAUACUGGAAACUAGAAUUUAUAUCUGGUCUGAAUACUGAAGUUUGCUGCUACUUUCCGUCA
Messenger RNA from Cicer arietinum (chickpea), 1559 nucleotides. Its product is annotated as E3 ubiquitin-protein ligase SINAT4-like. The record is from RefSeq and is marked validated. Gene Ontology annotation, cellular component: cytoplasm. Lineage: Eukaryota; Viridiplantae; Streptophyta; Magnoliopsida; Fabales; Fabaceae. Gene Ontology annotation, biological process: ubiquitin-dependent protein catabolic process; multicellular organism development. Gene Ontology annotation, molecular function: protein binding; ubiquitin protein ligase activity; zinc ion binding.